Molecule: messenger RNA, 312 nt
Organism: Saprolegnia parasitica CBS 223.65
Lineage: Eukaryota; Oomycota; Saprolegniomycetes; Saprolegniales; Saprolegniaceae
Exons: 2
Coding region: 1-312 (103 amino acids)
Source: RefSeq, a predicted model, not a curated record
AUGGCUGCGCGCGCUUCCCAGACGGUCAUCAAGACGUGGUUCUCCGACCCGGCUACGUACCCGAUCAUUGGCAUCAUCACGUUCGCCAUGUCCAUGUCGACCUUUGCCGGCAUCCGGUACCUCUCCAACAGCCCCGACGUCACCUUCUCCAAGGAGAAGCGCGGCGCGAUCUUCCACCGCGACGAGCAGGACGGUGCCGCGUUCCGCUCGCACCGCGUCACGGUCGCGACUCUGAAGCUCAACCCGAUCACGCGCGAAGAAGCGUACGCCGAGUUCAAGCAGCGCCAGGCGAACCCUUUUAUAACUUUGUAA